AUGAGGAAACAGGCACACACAGGGAGGGCGGCGGCCGCGCAACCCGGGAGACGCCGGAAGUGGUGCGCCGCGGGCCGUGACGGCUGCAGUGCGACCGCCGCACCGCUAGGGGCCAGCGCGGGCACCCGGAGGAGUCCGAGACAGAGAGCGAGAUACCGAUUCGUGCGGAUCGUGGACGCGGAGCAUCCCGGAGUACGGCGUCAGCAUCCAGAGGUGACCCUGAGAUCCAACCUGGCCAAGCUGACGCUGGAUCCUGCACGCCAGCCAGAGGAGACCCCAGCCCCCAACCUGGCUGAGCUGACCCUGGAGCCUGUGCAUUGCCGACCUGAGCUCCUGGAUGCCUGUGCCGACCUCAUCAAUGAGCAGUGGCCCCGCAGCCGCGCCUCCCGCCUGCACUCCCUGGGCCAGUCCUCAGACGCCUUCCCCCUCUGCUUGAUGCUGCUGAGCCCCUGUCCCACGCCCGAGGCAGCCCCCAUUGUGGUGGGCCAUGCCCGCCUGUCACGGGUGCUGGACCGGCCCCAGAGCCUCCUAGUGGAGACAGUGGUGGUGGCCCGGGCCCUGAGGGGCCGUGGCUUUGGCCGCCGCCUCAUGGAGGGCCUGGAGGCCUUUGCUCACGCCCGGGGCUUCCGCCGGCUACACCUCACCACCCACGACCAGCUACACUUUUAUGCCCACCUGGGCUACCAGCUGGGUGAGCCUGUGCAGGGCCUGGUCUUCACCAGCCGGCGGCUGCCCACCACCCUGCUCAAUGCCUUCCCCAGGGUUCCCUUUCCCCGGCCACCUGUCAAGGCCCCUAGCCUGACUGCCCAAGCUGCCCUAAGAGCCCCAAAGGAGCCAUCAUUGCCACCACCCCCUCCCCUGCCUGAGCCCUUGACCGCCUUACCCCGACCUCCAGCAGGGCCCCCUCCACAAAGCCUGCUGGAAACACAAUACCACGACCUGAGAGGAUGCCCUGUAUUCUGGAUGGAAAAAGACAUCUGAGGACUACCCAGUGCAAGACACUGUCUUUCCGGGUCAGUUGACUGCCCAGGACAGUACCAGCCUCAGCCCACUGGCCAUCCUCAGCUUCUAGGCCCUGGGGGCAGCUUUAGCCUGGGCACAUUUCCCAAGUGCCAGUGGGGCCAGGAGAUGGCUCCAUGGCUGUAGCUCAGAGCUCUCAGUGUGGCUGAAUAAAGGCUUCUCUUGGGUGUGGCUGUGACAGUGUAUUUGUUGACCCUCACCCCCACUUCCCAGCCUUGUCUUAGGUCCCCUAUGCCUGCAGGAGCCCCCAGAUCCACCUUGGCCUUAGGGCCAUGGAUGGAGGGACAUUUACCCUUUGCUCCCCUCACUCUACCAGGCCCAGGGGACAGGGUUUCUGUUUCCUUCCACAUUCACUCACUCAUCAUUAUUUACUGAGCACCUGCUGUGUGUCAGGCCCUGGAUUGGGCACAGGCAGUGGGGAACUGGACAGACAGGCUCUGGACCCAAGGGACAGGGCAGGCAUACAGUGGCAGGAUCCAUGCUGAGUCAGUCGGAGCUCAAGUGCCCUCAUUCCACUUGGAGAUCAGACCUAGGUGAUGGCACAGCAGAGAUCUGAGUGCUGAGUAGGGAUUAAGCCAGGCAGGGUAGGAGCUGAGUGUUCUUGGGGCAGGAAACAAGAUGGGCAGAGGAAAGAGGGGACUUGUGAGAGCUGUGGAUGGGGGAGAUGUCAGAGGGCACAGUGUUGUCAUGACAGAAAUGGACAACAUGGAAGGGUACCUGCCCAGGCCAUCUUGAGCUGUGAGAAGCCCAUGUGACCCCCUUGGGAACCAUGCUCUUCCCACCUUCCUUCCUUGUGGGGAGGAGCUGGAGAAAUCUUCCCACUUUCUCUGUUGAGCAGAAGGUAUGGCCAUGGCCAUGGACUCUAAACUCACACUC
Molecule: messenger RNA, 1896 nt
Organism: Camelus dromedarius (Arabian camel)
Lineage: Eukaryota; Metazoa; Chordata; Mammalia; Artiodactyla; Camelidae
Gene: NAA80
Product: N-alpha-acetyltransferase 80, NatH catalytic subunit
Exons: 3
Coding region: 1-981 (326 amino acids)
Biological process (GO): protein acetylation
Cellular component (GO): cytoplasm
Molecular function (GO): acetyl-CoA binding; N-acetyltransferase activity
Source: RefSeq, a predicted model, not a curated record